This is a messenger RNA of Anolis sagrei ordinatus, 1923 nucleotides long. Its product is annotated as tripartite motif-containing protein 29-like. The record is from RefSeq and is a predicted model, not a curated record. Lineage: Eukaryota; Metazoa; Chordata; Lepidosauria; Squamata; Anolidae.
CAUUAUCUGGUCAAAACAUGUGCCCCUGAGCUGUGGCUACAAAUCCUGUAAGGAAUAUGCUCAGAGCACAUGGAAUACAGCGUACAGUCCAAGGCUGGCACCUCCCACACACAUGUUCAAGGUUCACACUGAGGAGCUGGCAACAAAGAGCUGUGAAUCCUGUAGGUUUCUUGCUCGCUUGUCAGAAAAGAACUUUCCUCAGAACUAGAAGUCUAAAAGGGGAAAAAACUAGCAGACAGAUGGAUAUGAUUCCCUGUGAUUUCUGCCUGGAGAAGCCUAACUCAGCUGUGAAGAGGUGCCUAACCUGUGAGGCAUCCCUGUGCCAGGCCCACCUCAGCAAGCAUGACUCUAAAGGCACCCAGAAAGGCCAUGUCUUAGUGGCCCUCAGCGCUGCUGAAGCCCAGGAGGAGAAGGCAAGGGCAGAACACACAGAGCAGUCGGAAGGCUUCUGCCAUGACAACACAGCCUUUCCUUGUGCCACAGGCUCUCAAGCGAAGGAUGACUAUGAGAAGCAGCAGGCAAUUCUCUCCCUGAUUAUGAAAUCAAUGCAGGAAAAUAAUACCGCCAUGAACAAAGUUCUCCAGCAGCUCCAAAAAAGUGCUGAUCAAAUAAAGAGCAAUAAAAAAACAUUGACAGACCAGCUGUCAAAAGUCUUCCAAGAGAUCAAAACUCAGGUGGAUCAAAAAGAGAAGCAGAUCAUCAGUGAUAUCCAAUCCAAUGAGAAAAAGCAGUUGGCGAAGAUUGUUGUCCUGCAAAAGCAAAUGGAAGAAAAAAAGGAUGCAGCUCUCCAGAACCUUCAAGAGCUACAGGCACUGAGAGAGCAAACGGAUGCUCAGCUAUUCUUCCAGGGUUUUCAGCUGCUUCAGGAGAGGGUUAAGAAAGAGAAUUUCAGCACUGACAGUGUGGAAGUCUUAACAGUGCAUCUGGAUCAAUCUGACAUUCAAAUUGUUCGAAACCACACAGCAGUUUAUAUCUCCAACCUAGACACACUGAUGCAAGUGGUACAUGGAAAAAUCAUUAACCAAACACAAUGGAGCAGGGUAAUUCCAGCUGCAGAAUUCUCUCUGGAAGAUGUGAUUUGUGAAGUUUUCCCAUCACCACCGCCACCGCCAUCUGAGAAUAGAUCCUGAAUAAACCCAGGUGCUGAAAAUCAGAAAUAGGAAACAAGAUCUCUCUUGGAUUAUCUCUCUUUCUCUCCAGAAACUAGAAGACAUUAAAUAGGAAUUUUAUCGGACCUCGACCUCUUACUAAAUGUUCUCUUCUCAAAAUUUUUCUCUUGGAGCUGUCAUUUUUGAGAAGGAGAUAUAAACAAAGACUUUAAGAAGUGUGUUGGAAGCACCACAUGUUUUUUAAUAACUGCCUUGAUAUUAAAGGAACACAACAGGCUGUUCCCCAUAGCUAAGCAACGUUCAUUUAGCAAGUCUAUCCAAUAAUACAAUUGCCUAUAAAAAGUGCAUAUGAUUCCAGAAGAGAUCCAGCUGGAAAUGAAUGGUAGAAGAUGCCUAAUACAAUUAUAUGAUGUCUUAGAACAAACAUACACACAGAUUGCUGUUGGGUUCCUAUUUAGGUGAAAAUGGCAUAGUAAAUAUGCCACCUGCUAUAUGAUUGGCGGUGCUCUCCUUCUGUGUUGAUCUGGAGAUGGCAGGAUGUUAAGAAUUGCAAUCAAGUCUUGUUUCCCUUACUCUGUUAUUUUGAUAUAUGUACUAAGAAUGAAGCUUUAAAACAUGGAACAAUGCUUGUAAACAGCUAUUCAUAAUUUUUGUGUCAGACUGUCAAAACAUUUUUUUCAAAGGAUUCUACACUCUGGGCUAAUGUGCUCUACAACCCCCCUUAAAUGCUGUCUCACCGCCCUCUCUGUAAGCAGUUAUUUUGCGUCAAAUAUAGCUGUGUUAAUUUGUUUGACAACAUAAACUGAAAAAAGUG